ACGUGACAAUAGAAUGUGAGCACGCAUCCAUUUGUACUCCUACUGCUGGCGGAGUGUACAAUGACCUAGUUGACUUGGAGACCCCAACAUUUAACAUGGGAUUUAGUCAACUUGAGGAUGGCAACAACACCCCAGUAUGUAACAAAAACACCCGAGUCGGUGCAAACUUAUCGGCACAGUUUGACAUGGUCGCUGAUAAAACCGUAGUGCCAGAUACACCAGAUCGGCAACAACAACCUGCACAAGCAGAUUUUCCAGAAACUACUCCUACUUCAAUAUCGCCUCAUUCUUUACUACAAGAGACGAGUGCAUUAAGGAUUUCUAUUCAUGAGGAAUGCGGACUCCCAAAAGUACAAGCAAAAACAAGGAGGAGAAUCAUUGGGGUACCUUCUGAUCUGCUUGUAGACAUACCAAAAAGAAACAUAAAACCAAGCAGAAUGGUCAAUUCCCCAUUUCUGUGCAAACAAUACCAAAGUGUCAGACUUGAUGUCAAGGCAAUAGAAGAUUUAUUCACAUAUACAAACUCAAUUUCUUCUGCGGAACAACUGAGAAAAAUUUGGAUACACAUAUCUGAACCUGUCCCAAGGUUACUAAAAUUGCAACAGAUACAAGAAGCACUAAGUUUUGACAAUGAAUUGCAAGAUGAUGCAUUCAAUGCUGUUGUCCAAGCGCUAUUCGAAGAUGAGGUGCAGAGGUUCGGGGGAACAGACUUCUUAGGCUGGAGGCAUUUUUUAAACCAAGACUUUGCGGUACGUCACAGUCUAAAUUUCACAUUAUGA
Hordeum vulgare subsp. vulgare (domesticated barley) is the source of this 779-nucleotide messenger RNA. RefSeq lists its product as uncharacterized. The record is from RefSeq and is a predicted model, not a curated record. Bases 96 to 779 code for a protein of 227 amino acids. NCBI's taxonomy places the organism in Eukaryota, Viridiplantae, Streptophyta, Magnoliopsida, Poales, Poaceae. The transcript has 3 exons.